AUGUCAACGCCAUCAGUUCUGCCCUCUCCAGAUAAAAAAGAUAUUGACGAAGCUGGUCCUUCUUCCAAGAAAGAUGAUUUAAAAGCCACAAAAACCGAAAGCAGCGAGGAAAAUAUUGCCGAUGAAGGCACAACUGAUAAAAAUGGCAGUGACAACGAAGAGGAGGAGAUGGAAGAUUUGUUUGGUGGUGAGGACGAAAAUGAAGAAGCAACUAGUGACAGCAAAGAUGCUGAUAACAUUGAUGCAGUGGAAGAAAGCAACGAGGAUGAUGAAACAAAGAAGAGUGAAGGGAAUGAGGAGGAGGAUUUACAAAGAGCCGCUUUGACUCUUUCAAGACAUCCAAGAUCACAUGCACCAAUGAAUGACGAUGUGAUCAUGUUUAAUCUACCGAGAUUCAUCUCGGUUGAUCCUGAACCAUUUUCGCCAACAAACUUCGAGGAGCAACUCGAAGAGUUCAUAAAGGAAAAAGAGCAGGAAGGAGAGGGAUCUAAGGAUAGUGCCACCACAAAUGGAAUUAAGGAUUCAAUUCAAUUUCGGAAGUUACAAUUACUCAAUACAAUUAGGUGGAGAUAUGCGAAAACACCAUCUGGUGAGUUAUACAAGCAAUCAAAUGCUAAAAUUAUCGAGUGGGAGGAUGGAACGAUGUCUCUCAAGGUUGGAAAUGAGUUUUUUGAAAUCAAGUUUAACAGAAACGAGGACAACAUUCUUGCAUUCCAGGGUGGUCAGGUUUUGAUUGGCGCAUUUAACGUUAACAAGAGCAUCAAGGUUCUUCCACCAUCAACAAAUUCUAUUGCGCACAAGAUUUUGGCCAGUACGAUUCAGAAUAACAUGAAACUAAGAAGAACUAGAAAAAUCAACACGAUAGUGACCAAGGUUGAUCCUGAGUUGAAGGCCAGAGAAAACGAAAAGGCACUUCGUGAGAUCGAGAAGGCUAGAAGGAAGCAAGAUAGCAAGAUACAGCAAGCAGAGGAAAAACUCGGAAGGAGAAGUCGCUCACAAACUGCAGGUUCAUCUCGAGCACUUGAUGAUAUUGAUAUCGGUGAAGAAGAGGAAGAGGAUGAUGAUUAUUCACCGGUGAGGAGGUCAGGAAAGCAUGGGCUCAAUGCUGAUGGGUAUGAAAAUGAUGAUUUUGUUGUUGAUGAUGAAGAUGCGGAGAAUGAUGAAGGUGAAGAGGAAGAGUCUGCUGAGGAUGAAGAGGACAACGAGGAGAAAAUCCAGGAAGCUGCGGAAAGAUUAAAGAAAGUGAAAGAGGCUGGAAGUAAACUUUACGAGGAGAGACAGUCUGAGCCAUCUGCUGGUGAGAAGAGGAAAGGUGAAAAGAUAGAGGAUGAUGAUGAUGAAGAGGAUGAAGAUGGUGCGGCAAUUGUCAGUAAGAAGAGACGUGUAAUUUUGGAGGAUGACGAUGACGAAUAG
Brettanomyces bruxellensis is the source of this 1413-nucleotide messenger RNA. RefSeq lists its product as uncharacterized. The record is from RefSeq and is a predicted model, not a curated record. The transcript has a single exon. Bases 1 to 1413 code for a protein of 470 amino acids. NCBI's taxonomy places the organism in Eukaryota, Fungi, Ascomycota, Pichiomycetes, Pichiales, Pichiaceae. Gene Ontology annotation, biological process: positive regulation of transcription elongation by RNA polymerase II; transcription elongation by RNA polymerase II. Gene Ontology annotation, molecular function: RNA polymerase II C-terminal domain phosphoserine binding. Gene Ontology annotation, cellular component: nucleus; Cdc73/Paf1 complex.